Molecule: messenger RNA, 1785 nt
Organism: Magnolia sinica
Lineage: Eukaryota; Viridiplantae; Streptophyta; Magnoliopsida; Magnoliales; Magnoliaceae
Product: putative transcription factor bHLH041
Exons: 2
Coding region: 57-1130 (357 amino acids)
Molecular function (GO): protein dimerization activity
Source: RefSeq, a predicted model, not a curated record
UCAGGAUAUCUUAAGCUCAUUUAAUUUGGGAUUGGGAUUUCUUUGUCCAGACGAAUAUGCAAAUGGAUCAGAUAAGAAAUUUGUUUACUGGGGAUUUCAUUCAACAGUAUCUAUCUAGUGAGUCCGGCCCACUAGAUCAGAGCCAACCUUCACUAUCGAUGCCGCACUCCCUUAUCAAUGCAGAUUAUCCGUCUUCUUUUCUUGACAUGCUGAGCAAACCUUACAUGCCGGAUACUUUCAACGAGGUAUCGUCCUACCAAGUAACCGAACCAACACCCCUUGUGAUUCCACCUCAUCAACUAGCCAUGCAAUCUCACGCCCAAUCCCACAGUAUUCGAUUGCCAACUCCAGCAAGCGAUGACGAGGCAAUGAUAAGGGCCAUGCUUUCAGUCCUCUCCUCUCAUUCGUUAUUCUCAUCCUCUUAUGGGUCACAACAAACUCAAACUUUCCAACAUCAGAUAAGCGAUGGAACAGGUGCUUUCAAGCCUUACGAUCCAGCACUUGACCUUAUGGCUGGAACUAGGCCUAAUUCCCAUGGCCAGUACAGAAUCAAGCUUGUGUUCGCCAUCUUACGAAGCAUCUAUUCAACAAGCCGGGAGCCAUGGAUGCAAGAAAUCCAACAAAAACGCUCUCAGCUGCACCAUAUUAUAACCGAACGCAGGCGGAGAGAGAAGAUUAAUGAAGGUUUUCAGGAGCUGAUAUUGCUGCUUCCUCGUGUAUGGAAGAAAGAUAGGAUAUCUGUGCUCUCCAAUACUAGGGAAUAUUUAAGUGCUUUGAAAGUUCAACUUGUGGAGCUGAAAGACAAAAACCGAAUGUUAGAGACCCAAGUUUCUCUGGCAAGAGAAGACCGUGAAGACUCUGACACCCAGAUAGAGCGAGUAGUAAUACAAGCUGUUGGAGCAUCCUCCGAACCAUUAUCCGCUGAAGAGCGACAAAUCGAGUUGCGAGUGAGAGUCAGGGAAGAAGACUGUGAUAUGGGGGUUUUGGUGCGCCGCAUACUUGAAUGUCUGAAACAAAUGAAGGAUAUAAGUAUAGUAUCAUUGGAAGCACACAUCCAGUUGCACCAUACGAACCGGUGGAAUCGUGUUAUCUUCCGAUUGAAAAUCAAGGUAUAUAUUGAAAUUAAGUAAUGAGCUUUAUUUGGUAAAUAUAUUUGUAGAAUGCUGGUAUAGAAGGAUUUGUUUUUCACUGUUUAGUAAUCUAUAGAUGACAAUCUUAUAAUGAGGAAGAGCACUGUCAAUGGGGCCAUUGUACCUCAAAUCAGGUGCCAACGGGGAACAUUUGUAUGAGAACCAAGCCGCUCAUCAGGUGGACCUGCCAUGAAGAUUCUAUGGCAAAAAAUUAAUGUACACUCUCGUAAGGGGGGCCAUGGACCAGACAUGUUUGAAUGAAAUGGUUAAUUAGAAGAAUUGACCAAUUGGCCUCUUCUUUUUGGUUGACAUGGACAGUGUGACCCACCUGAUGAGUGGCGUUGAUUGUUUCACACCUGCCAUGAUGGUGAUCUGGCCACUGUUGGCUGUAUAAGCCAGAGUUUUUCUUUGCUUCAAGAUAACAGAUUUUUCUUGGCUUUACAGAGCCUUAGCACAACUCAGAAAAUCUGAUUGUGUACAAGGAAGGGAGAGAGAGAGAAAAGAAACCAGAAUUUUUUCAAACUGAUUUUUUUUUUUCUCUGCUACUGCACAAAUUACUUUUUACUUGCUGCUGUGUUUCUUGCUAUUCACUUGCUUGCUACAAUGGGAUACACAAGAUGCCCUUUUAUAGGCUUUUGAAUAAAAUAUGAAAAGA